Messenger RNA from Lepus europaeus (European hare), 957 nucleotides. RefSeq names its product olfactory receptor 52D1. Gene Ontology annotation, molecular function: olfactory receptor activity; G protein-coupled receptor activity. The transcript has a single exon. Gene Ontology annotation, cellular component: membrane. The coding region runs from base 1 to 957 and encodes 318 amino acids. The record is from RefSeq and is a predicted model, not a curated record. Gene Ontology annotation, biological process: G protein-coupled receptor signaling pathway. NCBI's taxonomy places the organism in Eukaryota, Metazoa, Chordata, Mammalia, Lagomorpha, Leporidae.
AUGUCUGUUUCCAACAUCACUGAUAACAGUCUCCCAGCUACUCUCUUCCUGACAGGGAUCCCAGGACUGGAGCCCUUCCACAUUUGGAUUGCCAUCCCCUUUUGUGCUAUGUAUCUCACAGCACUGGUUGGGAAUGCUGCCCUCAUCCUUGUCAUUAUGACAGACAGAGCUCUUCAUGCACCCAUGUAUCUCUUCCUUUGCAUUCUGUCACUCACUGACCUGGCUCUCAGCUCUACUACUGUGCCCAAGAUGCUGGCCAUUUUAUGGAUGCACGCUGGUGAGAUUUCCUUCAGUGGGUGCCUGGCCCAGAUGUUUUGUGUCCAUUCUAUCUAUGCUCUGGAGUCCUCAGUUCUUCUUGCCAUGGCCUUUGAUCGAUAUGUAGCUAUCUGCAACCCUCUGAGAUACACAGCAAUUCUCAACCAUACCGUCAUAGGAAGAAUUGGGUUUGUUGGGAUAUUCCGUAGUGUGGCUAUUGUCUCUCCCUUCAUCUUCUUGCUGAGGCGACUGCCCUACUGUAGGCACCAUGUCAUGGCACACACAUACUGUGAGCAUAUGGGCAUUGCCCGACUGGCUUGUGCUAACAUCACUGUCAAUGUUGUCUAUGGAUUGACUGUGGCUCUGCUGGCCAUGGGUCUGGAUUCCAUUCUCAUUGCCAUCUCCUAUGGUUUUAUCCUUUGUGCUGUCUUUCGUCUUCCAUCCCGUGAUGCCCAGCACAAAGCUCUGAGUACCUGUGGUUCCCACUUGGGUGUCAUCCUGGUUUUCUACAUCCCUGCCUUCUUCUCCUUUCUUACUCACCGCUUUGGUCACAACAGAGUUCCCAAGCAUGUGCACAUCUUUCUGGCCAAUCUCUAUGUGCUGGUGCCUCCUGUGCUCAAUCCUAUUAUCUAUGGAGCUAGAACCAAGGAAAUUCGGAACCGACUUCUAAAACUGCUUCAGAUGGGGAAGAUCUCAAUAUAA